This is a messenger RNA of Aspergillus tanneri, 828 nucleotides long. RefSeq names its product protein-L-isoaspartate O-methyltransferase. The transcript has 2 exons. NCBI's taxonomy places the organism in Eukaryota, Fungi, Ascomycota, Eurotiomycetes, Eurotiales, Aspergillaceae. Gene Ontology annotation, molecular function: protein-L-isoaspartate (D-aspartate) O-methyltransferase activity. The coding region runs from base 1 to 828 and encodes 275 amino acids. The record is from RefSeq and is a predicted model, not a curated record. Gene Ontology annotation, biological process: protein modification process. Gene Ontology annotation, cellular component: cytoplasm.
AUGGCAUGGUACUGCUCUGGCUCAACAAACAUGGAAUUGAUCGAGAAUCUCUCCAAAACGGGGCUGAUAAAGAAUGAAAGAGUCAAGGAUGCGAUGAUUCGGUCCAUAGCAUGCAAAUCUGCAGUAGCCAGGCAACUCUGCAGCAGAGCCACUGCCUCUGGAGAAGCGGCAUACUGGUACUCAUCUUCUGACAUCGCGCACAAGGUUGACCGGGCUCACUAUGCGCCCUCAAGACCCUAUUCGGACUCACCACAACCCAUAGGCCACGGGGCCACAAUAUCUGCACCGCACAUGCAUGGCCACGCAUGUGAGUAUCUUAUUGACUUUAUCAAACCAGGGUCACGCGUCCUGGACAUUGGAUCUGGGUCCGGAUAUCUGACACACGUCAUGGCCAAUCUUGCUCUGGAUCCCUCGUAUCCUGAGGCGCCUAAAGGAUGUGUAAUUGGUGUUGACCACAUACCGGAGUUGGUCGAUUUGGCCUACAACAAUAUGCGCAAGUCUGAACAAGGUCGAAAUUUCCUUGACACCGGGGUGGUGAAGUUUGUUACUGCUGAUGGUCGUCUGGGAUGGAAGGAAAAUGCUCCAUAUGAUGCAAUUCACGUUGGCGCAGCGGCGGAAACCCUCCAUCCUGUACUGGUCGAGCAGCUUCGUGCCCCAGGACGGAUGUUUAUACCCGUGGAUGCGGAGAAUGACGGGGGCAUAAUAAAAAACAUUGGAUUUGGUGGGAGACAAUACAUCUGGGUAGUAGACAAAAAAGAAGAUGGAUCGGUCCACAGAGAGAAGGUGUUCCCCGUUAGCUAUGUGCCAUUGACUGAUCGGCCACGAUAG